GUAUCUCAUAAUGGCACAAUCAAUUCUACUUAUCAAUGGCCCAAACCUCAAUCUCCUCGGCACGCGAGAGCCAGGAAUCUACGGCAGCACCACAUUACCACAAGUCGUCGAAGCAGCACAAAAGCAAUGCUCAGAUCGUUCCAUACGCUUCGAAUCAAUACAAUCAAACCACGAGGGUGUCCUAGUCGACCGAAUACAUGAAGCGCGGGGCAAGGUUGACGCUGUCAUAAUCAAUCCGGGAGCCUUGACACAUACAAGCGUUGCAUUGCGCGACGCUUUACUUGGAUGCGACCUGCCGUUCGUUGAGGUGCACAUAAGCAAUAUCCACAAACGAGAGGCUUUUCGACAUCAUAGUUAUCUGAGUGACAAAGCGGAAGCAGUCAUUUGCGGCUUGGGAGUGUAUGGUUACGAGGCAGCCAUUGAGUUUGCGGCGAGAAAUAUCAAGCCGAAGGAGAAGGUGAACUUGUAA
Molecule: messenger RNA, 469 nt
Organism: Periconia digitata
Lineage: Eukaryota; Fungi; Ascomycota; Dothideomycetes; Pleosporales; Periconiaceae
Source: the annotation of a GenBank genome assembly